Triplophysa rosa is the source of this 1781-nucleotide messenger RNA. RefSeq names its product E74-like factor 3 (ets domain transcription factor, epithelial-specific) (gene elf3). The coding region runs from base 139 to 1242 and encodes 367 amino acids. Gene Ontology annotation, cellular component: nucleus. The record is from RefSeq and is a predicted model, not a curated record. Gene Ontology annotation, biological process: regulation of transcription by RNA polymerase II; cell differentiation. NCBI's taxonomy places the organism in Eukaryota, Metazoa, Chordata, Actinopteri, Cypriniformes, Nemacheilidae. Gene Ontology annotation, molecular function: DNA-binding transcription factor activity, RNA polymerase II-specific; sequence-specific DNA binding. The transcript is spliced from 9 exons.
CUCAGUGGACAGCAGGUGAAUGAGCACAAACUCUGGAGAGUGUGAACGACCUGAACACCACUGACAUUAAACCAUCACAGUCUGGAUUAUUACACCUGAAACACAACAACAGCUUCGCAUCACUGCCGCAGAACUCUAAUGGCGUCGAGUGAACUCUGUCAAAUCCUCAACAACGCGAAUGCCAACCUGUACCCGUCUGAUCCGCAGCCCAAUCUGUUGAACAUGAUGCUGCGAGUGCCACAACUCUCUGAACUCACCUUCAACAAUAACAACAACAUCAACACGACAGGUCCCUGGCACCAGGUGAAUCCGCAGUCGUGGAGCAGACAGAACGUCCUGGAGUGGAUUGGAUAUCACGUGGAGGACAGCAGGGUUGAUGCCAGUCUGUUGAACAUGGCCUACUGCAACAUGGACGGGCCGAUGCUCUGCGGGAUGUCCAGAGAUGAUCUGAUGGCUCUGUUCGGGGCCGUGUUCGGUGAUAAACUCCAUCACAGUCUGGAGAACCUGAGAGCCAGAUAUGCUUCGGAUCUACAGGAGAACGCGGUUCUGAGCGAAUCUGAAUUCGACCUCCUGGACAACCUCCUGUUUCCCUUCAUGAGCGUGCCGGGUCUGGGACCAUUGCUGGAGACGGUGGUGGUUCAGCCCACAGACAGAUCUGAGGUCGAAUACAGUUACCUCAGCGAGUACAGAAACCAGCUGACUCCAGAGAGCGAUCACGGUUAUGAUUCUCUGUCUGAGAGUCUGCAGAGCUCUCACAACGGGAGUCUGAUGAACCCGAGCUCGCCCGAGUGCAGUGGAAGCGAUUCUGAUCCAGAAUACUCCGUCCCCAAGGACUCUGUGAAACCAGAACCAGUGCAAGCCAAAAAAAGAGGCAGAGGGCGACCUCCGAAGCAGGCGAAGGGGUUCGAUCACAUCAUCGAGUCCAAAAAAAGCAAACAUGCUCCAAGAGGAACUCACCUGUGGGAGUUCAUCAGAGACAUCCUCAUCCACCCCGAGCAGCAUCAGGGUCUGAUGAAGUGGGAGGACCGGCGGGACGGAGUCUUCAAGUUCCUGAAGUCGGAAGCCGUCGCUCAGCUGUGGGGUCAGAAGAAGAAGAACAGCAGCAUGACCUACGAGAAGCUCAGCAGAGCCAUGAGAUAUUACUACAAGAGAGACAUUCUGGAGAGAGUGGACGGCCGAAGACUCGUCUAUAAGUUUGGGAAGAACUCGACCGGCUGGAGGAUCGAGGCGACGGGAUACUGAAGACCACCUGAGGAAAGAGGGUCGCUUCCACACGUAGAGACUUUGAACUCGUGAUAAAUGAGGAACGUCAGAUCCUCUCUUUAGAAACAAACUCUUUCCAGACGGAAAGCUUUCACAGAAACUGUAAGCCAGUGUUAUGGCUCGAGUAGGUUUUAUGAACCAGUAAAAGUGCGUUGUUGCUCCAGUAGAUGAGCUCUAGUUAUGAUGGCACGCGGGCGUGGCUCGAAUCUCAUCUGUAUAUUCCAUAUUAUGACUCUUUGUAUCAACGCAUGUUUUUUAACUGUAAAGCGAUUGGAACAGUUGAAUUCGACAGAAGGAGGGUGAUAUGAAGUAUGUAUCUAUUCCACUUUUUAUAAAUGUAUAGAUUAUGUUUACCGUCGAAAUACUUGUCAAUCAAGUGCCAAUCAGAUUCUGUUCAAUUCAUCUGUGAUUUCAGUCACUGAAUAUUGCGUAUGAGGUUUUCUCUCAGAUGGUGUUCACGUUUAUUUACUUUGACUUGUGUUUUGUACAAUGCUUUUCUAAAAUAAAGUCAUGUUCAA